GGGGCAUUCCAUUUUGUAGGAGACAUCUCAAUUUCAAGAAACCCCCAGAAGCUUGCUUCCUUUCCCCAUACCUUGCACGCAACAAUGGCACCUGCAGCUGUCGAAUCCGCAAACAUGUCUGUUACCGAGAACCCUACGAAGCAGAAUGGUGCUGCCCCCGCCAAGCGCCAUGAGGAAUACCAGUACCUUGAUCUCGUUCGCGAGAUCCUCGAUGAGGGCGAGCACCGCCCGGACAGAACUGGCACCGGCACCUACUCCAUCUUCGCUCCGACUCCCCUCAAGUUCUCCCUCAAUAAGGAUGGCGAGCCCCUCCUUCCCCUCCUCACAACGAAGCGUGUCUUCCUCCGCGCAGUCAUUGCCGAACUCCUGUGGUUCGUCGAGGGCAACACAUCAUCGCUCGCCCUGAGCGAAGCAGGCGUCAAAAUCUGGGACGGCAACGGAUCGCGCGAGUUCCUCGACAGCGUCGGCCUCUCACACCGCGAAGUCGGCGACCUCGGCCCCGUCUACGGCUUCCAAUGGCGCCACUUUGGCGCUGAGUACGUCGACUCCAAGACGGAUUACACAGGCCAAGGCGUCGACCAAUUGGCCGAGGUCAUCCACAAGCUCAAGACGAACCCCUACGACCGCCGCAUCCUCCUCAGCGCGUGGAACCCAGCGGACCUCAAGAAGAUGGCCCUCCCACCGUGCCACAUGUUUGCGCAGUUCUACGUCUCGUACCCGCGCGCCCGCGGCACCACGACGCCCGCAAACGGAGAGGAGCAGACGAAGCCAAAGGGCCACCUGCACUGCCAGCUGUACCAGCGGUCCUGCGACAUGGGACUCGGCGUGCCCUUCAACAUUGCCAGCUACGCGCUCCUGACGCACAUGAUUGCGCGGGCGUGCGACCUGGUGCCGGGAAGCCUCACGCACGUCAUGGGCGACGCGCACGUAUACGCGGACCACGUGGACGCGCUCAAGGUGCAGCUGGAGCGCGAGCCGAGAGACUUCCCCUUGCUGGAGAUCAACAACAGGGAGCCGGGGUGCAGCAUUGACGGGUGGAAGGUUGAGGAUUUUGUGGUCAAGGGGUAUGAGCCGCAUAAGACGAUUGCCAUGAAGAUGUCUGUGUGAGAGUGACGAGGCCUAUGCGUCGCGGCGCGCGGGGAGGGGAUGACAGUUCUUUUUGUGUUUUCUUAAUCUUUGAGGGAGGGAGGGGGGUCUGAUUUUUGGCUCUUUGGUUGGCUCGGCAUUGGGAGUUGGGAUUGGGACUUGCAUUAAUGAAGUGCGACACACCCUCAGCAUGUGGCAUGAAUAUGAGAGAGGAAUAAUCAGCAUUAGGGAAAAGUACGGAUAGCGUCUUUCCUUAUAUAGAUAGACUUUGACAAUUGACAUUGAACGGCGAGCUUGCUUGAUUUGCAUUGUCCUUGAUG
Molecule: messenger RNA, 1406 nt
Organism: Colletotrichum godetiae
Lineage: Eukaryota; Fungi; Ascomycota; Sordariomycetes; Glomerellales; Glomerellaceae
Product: thymidylate synthase
Exons: 2
Coding region: 85-1107 (340 amino acids)
Biological process (GO): dTMP biosynthetic process
Cellular component (GO): mitochondrion; cytosol
Molecular function (GO): thymidylate synthase activity
Source: RefSeq, a predicted model, not a curated record